Mytilus trossulus (common blue mussel) is the source of this 1266-nucleotide messenger RNA. RefSeq lists its product as uncharacterized. The coding region runs from base 201 to 956 and encodes 251 amino acids. Lineage: Eukaryota; Metazoa; Mollusca; Bivalvia; Mytilida; Mytilidae. The transcript is spliced from 4 exons. Gene Ontology annotation, molecular function: protein binding. The record is from RefSeq and is a predicted model, not a curated record.
AUUCUCAAGUAACAUGGGUUGUUUUUGUUAUUGCCCUAUGCUAUUUAUUUUCUAUUGUGACAAUAGAAGCUGGUAAUAUCGAUGAAAAUGGUGUGAUUUCUGAAUUAAGACAACUGAUCACAGAUAUUCAGAAAAGACAAAGAUUUUAUGAACAUGAGCUGAUAAGUCAACAAAAAACAAUCAAGGAUCAAACCAACGAAAUGGCAAAAGUCAAAAACCUAUUUCAUGGUAGUGGUAGUGGUACAAUCAACAUAAAUCACAAUGAGUCCCAUCAUGAAUAUGAUAAAACCUUAAAAAUAACAAACAACGAUAGGACACAAAUCAAAGUUGUUAACAACCAAUCUACGAAUAUUCCCCAUGCUGUGAGGAAUAAUAUCUACAGUAGACAACUUCAAGGUGCUGGUAUAGCAUUCAGUGUUUAUCUUGACCAUGACUUGGAUCUUGGUGCGCCUGAAGUUUUGAAAUAUAAUAAGAUUAUUACCAAUGAAGGUGGUGGAUACAACUUAAACACUGGGGCUUUUAUUUGUCCGGAGAGCGGAAUGUAUUUGCUGUCGUUUUAUAUAGGAGAAAGAGGCGGCUUAUCACCUCAAGGGGCAUAUAUUUACCUGAAGGUAAACAAUGUGAACAUUAUAGAUGCAGUGGUUGAUGCGCCUCAUUACACACAGGAUCUUCAGGGUGGAAAUUCAGUUAUCAUUCGUCUGAAAGCUGGAUAUGUAGUAAUCACUCAACACGAGGACAGUGGUGGCCAUGUGGAAGGAGCGGCAGGUCUACGUCUCACCUCAUUACACACAGGAUCUUCAGGGUGGAAAUACAGUUAUCAUUCGUCUGAAAACUGGAGAUGUAGUUAUCACUCAACACGAGGACAGUGGUGGCCAUGUGGAAGGAGCGGCAGGUCUACGUCUCACCUCAUUACACACAGGAUCUUCAGGGUGGAAAUACAGUUAUCAUUCGUCUGAAAGCUGGAGAUGUUGUAAUCACUCAACACGAGGACAGUGGUGGCCAUGUGGAAGGAGCGGCAGGUCUACGCCUUACUUCAUUACACACAGGAUCUUCAGGGCGGAAAUACAGUUAUCAUUCGUCUGAAAGCUGGAGAUGUAGUAAUCACUCAACACGAGGACAGUGGUGGCCAUGUAGAAGGAGCGGCAGGUUUACGUCUCACUUCAUUACACACAGGAUCUUCAGGGUGGAAAUACAGUUAUCAUUCGUCUGAAAGCUGGAGAUGUAGUUAUCACUCAACACGAGGACAGUGGUGGCCAUGUAGAAGGA